GGCCGCGUUGAGUCACAGUGAGUGUAAACCUGGGAAAGUGAGAAAAUACUGUUCGGUGUCUUCUUCUUCUGGCAGAAAAAGCUGCAGUAGUCAGUGUGUUAGUAUUUCCUUUGCUGAUCCGGUGGUUCUUAGAAGGAUGUGGAAGAUAUUGUUGUGCGCCCUAGUGGCGCUAUGCUGCGCGGUAUCAGUUAGCGCUGACGUUUGUACGGAAAGAAAUUCGACUUGCUCCGACUGUGUGAAGAAGUUCGAGUGCUACUGGUGUGCUGCGAAUAAGGAUUUGAAUAUUUCCGGUCCGACCGGCUCGCCAUGUCAGAAGCGCUCCGUCUGGAAGCUGACAACGAGCUGCAGUGAUACCUACCAUCUGUAUCCAUCAUGCAAGAUCAGCGGCCUUGCCGUACUGAUCAUCACAAUCUGCGUAGUGGUCUUGGUGGUCGUCGCCUUUGUCACCUGCAUCUGCUGUUGCUGUUGCUGUGGAGGCAAGAGGUCUAAGAGAAAAUGGGCACGAGAGGAUGAUAAGGACAAGCGCGAACGCGAGGACAGACGUAUCCGCCAAGAGGGCAGGCGGACUGAGCGCAAGGCACGAAAUGACGAGAUUCGCAAGAAGUAUGGCCUCUACAAGGAUGAGGAUGGUGGUGCUGGUGGUACAGAAGGUCGCUACCAGCGAUUCGAUGUGUAAUCACCGUGCACCAAGUUUCUGCUUGUGUUGCCGAGCACGGCAGGUAAUAUCACCCCUGGUACGGAGUUUCCAAACACAAUGUACGCUGUGUCGUAUUGGAACUGAGGAGUGUCAAUGCCUGUGCAAAUCUGCCCUUGUCACCUUGGGUGGGCUUGGAAGAAGUGUGCGUAUCUUCUACUAUCUUAUACCAUUAUGCACUACAAAACUAACUUCCUAGGUUUGAGUUGUGUGUGUGUGUGUGUGUGUGUGUGUGUGUGUGUGUGAGCACGCGCGUGCAUGUGUGUGUGUGUGUGUGUGCGUGUGUGUGUGUGUGUGUGUGUGUGUGUGUGUGUGUGUGUGGGCGUGUUUGUGCGUGUGUGUGUGCAUGUGUGUAUGUGUGUGCGUGCGUGUGUGUGUGUGUACACAUAAACAGCCACCUGCCUUUGCAUGCUGUAGUCCGCUCCCCCUCCUGGGCAGCUAUUUGAGCUUGCUCUUUUAUUACCCCCUACUGGCGAUUGUGUAGAAAGGAUUUCCAUGGCAUCAGAUUAGCUCAAUUUUCACUAUAUUAUUAGUACUUUGCUGGACCAACCUUCUUUGUUGCCUGUUCUCGAUUACGUUGGAUGGAUGCGUGUUGCACAGAUUCUUUACAUUUUGCUGUUUUGCCGUGGCCUGCUUGUUUGUGUUGUUCUUAUUAUUAUAUUAAUUUCUCUGCAAGAAUGCCUCUUCUCCCAGACUCGGCAUGCCGCGUCUGUUAAUGCGGCUUGGCUGACUGCCUCACGCGCGCACCACUAUGCACCACUAUAACCUGAUGACCUUGGACGACGUGUAUACGGA
This is a messenger RNA of Sycon ciliatum, 1489 nucleotides long. Its product is annotated as pituitary tumor-transforming gene 1 protein-interacting protein-like. Bases 137 to 676 code for a protein of 179 amino acids. Gene Ontology annotation, biological process: protein import into nucleus. Lineage: Eukaryota; Metazoa; Porifera; Calcarea; Leucosolenida; Sycettidae. The record is from RefSeq and is a predicted model, not a curated record. Gene Ontology annotation, cellular component: cytoplasm; nucleus. The transcript has 7 exons.